Messenger RNA from Ruditapes philippinarum (Manila clam), 10363 nucleotides. RefSeq lists its product as uncharacterized. NCBI's taxonomy places the organism in Eukaryota, Metazoa, Mollusca, Bivalvia, Venerida, Veneridae. The record is from RefSeq and is a predicted model, not a curated record. The transcript is spliced from 12 exons. The coding region runs from base 200 to 2590 and encodes 796 amino acids.
GCUCUGACUGCUAUCGCGGGAAAUGUUGACAGCGACGAAAAACCAACUUUCGUUUUUAAAUUAACUGAUUUUUUAACGUCAUAGUGCCAAAAUAAUUUUAAAAAAUGGCAGCCAACCAAAUUCCAAUUUAAUGUUGCAUAAAAUUCUUAAGUUGGGCUACAAGUAAGGACGAUCAUCAACUGGAACCUGCAGAUCUAAAAUGUCUACAGAGAGAAGAAAAUGCUUAGUUACUCUUGGACUCUCAGAAGGUGCCACAGAAGAUGAUAUUAAAAAGGCAUACAGGAAGAUGGCUUUACUUUACCAUCCUGACAAGAAUGGCAGUGAAGAUGCUAAAGGAAAGUUUCAAGAGAUUGGAUAUGCCUACAAAUACCUUACAGAAGGUCCUAGUGCGUUUGAAACCACAAAUCCACAUGACGUCAGGGAGGAACUUUUACGGCGCAUGUUUGAAGAGAUGUUUUUUGCCCAGUUUCACGGUCCGUUUGCAUUUUUCUGUGAAGACAGUGACGAGGAUGAUUACUACAGAUACCAUGAUUCCAGUGACGAUGAUUAUAAUGCCUCAUACGGUACACAUGAUGCAUAUGGCCACACUAGAACAUUCCAAAACACGUAUGCAUCACAAACACCUUUACACCAAAACUAUCCUCAAGUAAGCAAGAAACAGAUAAGGAAACGGGAGAAAAGGCAGAGACAAAAAGGAUCAAAGCCGCAAAAGUCAAAUAAGAAGCAGAAAAAGAAGAUAGAGUCAGAACAGAGAAAGAGAGAGAAAGAGAUGGAAGAAAUUGCUGCUGAACUUAAGAAGAAGCAUGAAAGGGAAAUGGAAAAGCAAAAAGAGAAAGAAAGACUCGCUGCACAGAAAAGAGAAGAAGGAAAAGAAAAUGAGAUAAAUUUUAGUCAUUUUUUUGAUACUGGAAAGAAGACAAGAAAGGCACGACAACGAGAAAAGAAAAGACAAGAGUCUGGUAUAGGGGCUACACAGAGGGACAACUCGGGUAGUUCUGUACAGUCAGAAAAACCAGACAAACCAUUACAUCGAGUGAAUACAAACACAAACAGUACUUCCAGUAAGAAAGCUAAAGAGAAGACUGGAGUCAGCAUAAAUAAAACACAGGAGCGAAACAGAAUGCCUACAAAAUCAGCAAAGCCAGGAAACAGAUUUGUUAUCUUGGAUGAAAUAGAUGAUAUAAUACGGCCAUUGUCCAGUACCUCUAUUUCUUCUAAUGAUUCAGGGAAUAAUUCUCAAAAAAAUGAAGAUGGUAGAUAUAGUGGUAGAUCUCAAACCAAUGGAACAUUUAAGAGUUUUUCAUUCCGAAACACCAAUAUGAAUCAGAAUAAUUCCAAUUCUAAUCUCUGCACUGAUUUUUCAAACACUGAAACCAUUCGUGAAAGAGAUAUGAAGGGCAAUGAAGGAUUUGCUAGACCAGGAAAUAGAAUAAAUCAAAAUGGUCAAAACGUGCAGGAUAACUUCAUGGGAAGAAAUGUACGGCAACCAUUUAGUAGGAGCAGUUCAUAUGAUCCGAGUGGAUUUAAUGCGUUUGAGGGAGAGAAAGAGAGGCAGUUUGUACAGGACUGGAGUGUAGGCGUUGAUGACGAUGAAGAUGACACCGGUGAUAAUUGGUCAAAUUACGGCCAGUCGCAGUUCACAAAUGAUCAAACUGGAGCACCAUAUGGUUAUGGUACAAACCCUGUACCUGGCAAGUUUGGGAACGGCUAUAAUGGUUGGAAUGAAGCAAGAGGAGGUUCUCAUCAGCCUCGAGGUCAUCAGAAGAAAAAAGAAUUUGUUCCAAGAACAAGGGGUAACCAUGGUAGGCCUGAUAGUGGAUCAUAUUUUCAUGGUCCACAAAAUGGCGUUCCUCCGUACGGUCGAGGUUAUGCUCCAUUUACUAGAGGUGGCGAGGGAAUGUUUCAUCACCAACCACCUCAUUUCAGGGGAGGUUAUCAUGGUAUGCCUCCGUUUAGAGGUAGAAAUGGUGGAUAUUCGGGGCCAAGGUAUGGGCCACCUGUUGGUAUGCCAGGUAAUUAUUACAGACAUCCAUUUGAUAGCCCAAUGCACAAUGGUUUCUUUUAUGGCAGGGAAGGAAAUUUCAACAGUGACAUGAAUAGAAACACAAACUGGCGAGGAAAUAAUAGAAAACAAUUUAAUCCCACAAAGUCUUUCAAUAGCAAUUUUACACAAAAGCUUGACUCAACAAAGAAGGAACGUAAUCAAAAUGAAUUGCCGUCAAAUACUGUGAAAUCUAAUAACACUCCGUCUGCUUCUGGUUCAAGAGAGUCAUCUCCACAAUUCAUGAGCUGGCAGAAUAUUAAAGAUUCUGAUAAGAAUGGUCAAUUAACUGAGAACAUGUUAUCAAAUUUUGGAAACAAUCGAGCAAGCUCAAGUGGUUCACUUGAUUCUCUUGAUGAUAUUGUGAACUAUGAAGCUAAUCGAGCAUCAGACAAUCAGAAUGUGUUGAAUGGAACGUCUGCUGCGUCAGCUAGCAGGUCAUUUCCAGAUGUUGGUGUUGAUAUGGGCAUGAGUGAAUUCUUGUCGAAAGAUAGUCUCGGAGUUCCAUCCGGAAUGUUCACUGAUAAUAUAAAGAAUUAUUACAGAUAGAAUAUUGUUUACAAUUCAUGCCUGACAUUAGUGUUUCAUAAUGAAAAUGCAUGAUAAUUAUACAAAUGUAAUUAAUUCCAUUCCUUUGUCAUUGAUCAAAUCUAUUGUUGAGGUUUAUUUUUGUGGUUUAUUCUUUUGUAUGCUUUAUUUUAUUUAUUUUUUGGACAUGAAAAACUUGGUAGCUGAUGCUAAGCACAAUUGAACGGAUUGAAUGUAGGAGUAUUUAGAUGAGUUCUCAAAUAAAAUAAAAUUGUUAAUGUCAAAUUGGUGCCAUAUUUACCAUAGAGCUGUCAUUGAUAGAAACAAUCCUGAUGUAUUGUCGCUGUUUUUCUGUAUAUUGAUAAUACAUUUUUGAAAAAAUCAGUAAGUUUGACUAAUUAUUUCAAUGUCUAGAAAUUAUGAAAAUUAACCCAAAACAUAUGCAGAAACAGAUGGCCAUGUCUAACACUAUGCAAUCUUUACUUAAUGGCAAGGGCAAGGCUAAAUUAAUUGUCUGUUUUGCCCAGGUCGUCCUAUAGGAUGUACGGACAAGUGGAAAUUUUCAAGAAUUUACUAUAUAAAAUUUCAUACCGACAAGUUAAGAAAUGCUUCAGAUAAAAAUGGACUAGUAAGUCAAAAUUAGAUUUUGCCGGACCUGAAUGGACAUAUUUCAAAGCAGUGAUAAUAAAAAAUGGUCAGGAAAAAGUUAUACAUUGGGCAUUUAUAAACAAGAUAAAUCAUAAAUAUAUGAACAGAUUAUGUACUUUACUAAAAUCAUUUAAACAGGUAUGAAAAUGAAAUACAGACAAAUUAUUAUGGGUAUAUAGGUGUAUUGUCAAUAUUUGUCAUCGGAUAUCGAUGUAUCUUUCAUAUGCUAAGCAUUGAACCAAUGACAGCUCUAGUUUACUGUAUGUUUUCAUUUGAUAAGUAUAUGUUUUAUGUGAUAAAAGUGACCAUAAUCAGAAUUUGGUGCAAAUGUACAACAACAUUUUAACUGCUUUUACAUCCUUAUAGGUGUAUGUUAAAUGUUUUGUUUUUUUUUUGUUUUGUUUUUUUUCUUUCAAAAACUUGUUUGCUUUAUUUCAACUUUUUAUUUUAUCAAAUGUUUUCAUUUUGUAAAUGAUGUGAUAAAAGGGACCAUAAUCAGAUUUGGUGCAACGGUGCAACUGUACAACAGCGUUUUUGCUCCCUAUACAUCCUUAUAAAAAUAUAUGUUAAAUAUUAUUUUUUAAAAAACUUAUUUCCUUUAUUUCAACUCUGCACAAGGAACAGUCCUCACAUUUUGAUGUAUUAAUUGAAUAUAUAAAUACCAUUUUUAUAAAUAAAUGAUAAAGACUAGUUUUUUUUAUUGAUUUUUGAUAAUUAUGUAGUACUUUGUAUUUUUAUAAAAAAAAAAGUUGCCAUCAAUUGUUGCCAUAAAGUAAUAGCAUUUUCCACAUGAAUUACUAUUGAUAAUUGCAGCAGAUUAUGUUAAUUUAUGGCUUCAAGUGCGAGUGGUUUAAGUCUCAAAUUAGUAACCCUUCACUGCUGUAGGUUCAAAGUGCGGCCACCAUAGACUGCAUAGAAAUCUUUAUAGGAAGCUAUCCACUGAGCUUGUGAAAGGUCUGUAGUUCUACUCAAGUGCCAGCUUGUGCCUUAAAUGAUACUUGAAAGAGACAAUUGUGAUUUUCCUACACCAAAUAUAAAGCUAGGAAGCCACAAAUUACUUUGUUAGAAAUAAGUGUAUGAAUAUUUGGGAAUGUAUGAAACUCAAGAAUGUUCAAUAUUUUUAUUUUACGCAGGAAAACUUACAAUUUUUUGUGGGUGUUUCAACUUUUGAAAUUUUAUAAAACAUAUUGAUUACCAUCGUGACUUUGAAAUUAAGUAUUUUUAUUAUGUGUUAUAGCGAAAUACAUUUCCAAGGGGCAGAUAAUCCUGAAAGCUUAUAUAUGCUUAAUUAUUUCCCUUUUUGGACUGAGUAUUUGCCUUUUUCGCAAAAAACUGUUGAAGGUAUUCUCUUCAAACUUUAAAAUACUUGUUGAUUAUCAAAAUAAGGUAAGUCUGCUAAGCAUGUUUGAAGAAUGAUGCCGCUUUUCAUGUGUUGCCUUGUUUUUUUCAACUAUCCAACAUGGAGAAAAAUUGAGCGUGCUGACUGCUGGCAGGUCUUGUUUAAUGUGUUUAGCAUAUAGCAUAUAAAUGAUGAAAAAUGAUGCAAAUAUGUAGGAAGUAAAUAGCAAUUAAAUGAAACAUAAUGUGACAGUUUAGUUAUGUUUGUAAAUAAUUAUACUUGCAUAGAUCCUAUUCAUAGGAACACUUUAGGUAAAUAAUUAACUAAUAAUUACAUACUUUACAGUGGACGGUGAAAUUCUAUUUUGAUAAUUUCACCGUGAAAUUAUAAAAAUAUAAUCUUUAGAGUAGCUGGACUGUAUCUGAAUUUGGAUGGAAAAAAAAUUAAAUCUUAAAUGAUGAAAAAUGAUGCAAAUAUGUAGGAAGUAAAUAGCAAUUAAAUGAAACAUAAUGUGACAGUUUAGUUAUGUUUGUAAAUAAUUAUACUUGCAUAGAUCCUAUUCAUAGGAACACUUUAGGUAAAUAAUUAACUAAUAAUUACAUACUUUACAGUGGACGGUGAAAUUCUAUUUUGAUAAUUUCACCGUGAAAUUAUAAAAAUAUAAUCUUUAGAGUAGCUGGACUGUAUCUGAAUUUGGAUGGAAAAAAAAUUAAAUCUUAAAUGAUGAAAAAUGAUGCAAAUAUGUAGGAAGUAAAUAGCAAUUAAAUGAAACAUAAUGUGACAGUUUAGUUAUGUUUGUAAAUAAUUAUACUUGCAUAGAUCCUAUUCAUAGGAACACUUUAGGUAAAUAAUUAACUAAUAAUUACAUACUUUACAGUGGACGGUGAAAUUCUAUUUUGAUAAUUUCACCGUGAAAUUAUAAAAAUAUAAUCUUUAGAGUAGCUGGACUGUAUCUGAAUUUGGAUGGAAAAAAAAUUAAAUCUUAAAUGAUGAAAAAUGAUGCAAAUAUGUAGGAAGUAAAUAGCAAUUUAAUGAAACAUAAUGUGACAGUUUAGUUAUGUUUGUAAAUGAUUAUACUUGCAUAGAUCCUAUUCAUAGGAACACUUUAGGUAAAUAGUAAUUAACUAAUAAUUACAUACUUUACAGUUGAGAGUGAAAUUCUAUUUUGAUAAUUUCACCAUGAAAUUAUAAAAAUAUAAUCUUUAGAGUAGCUGGACUGUAUCUGAAUUUGGAUGGAAAAAAAUUAAAUCUUAAAUAAGCCGAAAUAUUGUCAGAAAUACACUCUGUCGUGAGUAAACUGUGCUGGAUUACAAGAAGUAUAUAAAUACCUGCACAGAUCAUUUUAGAAAUGUAACAAAAUUAAUAAAAUUUUACAGAAUUUAUGAUUUUUGAAAAAUGUGAUGUCAUGAUUUGAUGAUGUCAUAUAUGAGAGCACAUAAGGUUACACGGAAAUUAUUCUGUAAAAAUGACUUAAACCUGUUAAAAGGCAUACAAUAAAUAGAAACUGUGUUUGUUUUGUAUGAAAAUGUGUUUGUUUUGUAUGAAAAGGUGUUUGUUUUGUAUUAUACUGUUAUGAUCAAAUUAUAUUUCACUUGUGAACACCAGAUUUUAUAUUAUCAUGAGUGGCAUGCCAUUCAUGUAAAUAUUACAUCUAGUGUUCACUCAAUGAAAUAUAUUUUAAUCUUACAUGCAAAACAAACAAAAAUAAUGUCCUCUAUUUGCAUAAUUUAGGUACACUUUUAUCUGUGUUGACUUCAAGCUACAUGUAGUCUUACAUUGAAAUACUAAAUAUUAAAAAAACUGUUCAUAAUUUAAAGCUUAGAAGCUUUGUUUAAACAAAAUAAAUCUAAAAUUUGUUUGUAUGUUUGUAAUUUGUGUGUCUGUUUGGUGGAGCAAGAAAGAAUUUAGGCUAUUAAGACAUUACAUCUGUGAUGUUUUGUUGUAGAUUGCAAUCAUAUUAAGGAUCUCCCUCUGUCUUUCACCAUAUUUUGUCUGGUCUUUCUCAUUUCAUCAUAGUUUGUCUGGCCUCGAGGUUAUAAAACUUUUUUCUGAGUGUCUUUUUUUUCAAAUCUCAGAUUUUUCAUUGGUCAAUGUUCAUUUUGUGGGGAUUUUCUGACCAAUCAAAUAACUGAGAUCUGAGUUUGAGCUUAGAGAAUUUUUUUAUAACCUCCAACGCUGGGCUUUCUUGCUUACUGUUAGAAAAGUAGUUAUAGUAUUAUAAUUUAUACAAGAUUGAUUCUGUUCUACUGGAUCAGUUUCAAAUACACCAUGUGGGAACACUUUCUGGGUGCAGAACUUUUUUAGCUCACCUGUCACAAAGUGACAGGGUGAGCUUUUGUGAUCGCUUUUCGUCCGGCGUCCGUCCGUCAUCCGUCCGUCAGUUGUCUGUCUGUCGUCCGUAAACUUUUGCUUCAAAUGACAUCUCCUCAUAAACCACUAAGCCAAUUUCAUCCAAACUUCACAGGAAUGUUCCUUUGGUGGUCACCUUUAAAAAUUGUUCAAAGAAUUUAAUUCCAUGCAGAACUCUGGUUGCAAUGGCAACCGAAAGAAAAAACUUUAAAUAUCUUCUUUUAAAGAACCCAAAGAGCUAGAGCUUAGAUAUUUGGCAUGAAACAUCUUCUAAUGAGUGUCUACCAAGUUUGUUCAAAUAAAAGCCAUUGGGUCAAAAUUGGCCCCGCCCAAGGGGGUCAUUGAUUUUCCCUAUAUGCAUAUAGUAAAAACUUAAAAAAUCUUCUUUUAAAGAACCCAAAGAGCUAGAGCUAAGAUAUUUAGCAUGAAACAUCUUCUAGUGAGUGUCUACCAAGUUUGUUCAAAUAAAAGCCCUGGAGUCAAAAUUGGCCCCGCCCCAGGGGUCAUUGAUUUUCCCUAUAUGCAUAUAGUAAAAUUUUAAAAAUCUUCUUUUAAAGAACCCAAAAAGCUAGAGCUAAGAUAUUUAGCAUGAAACAUGUUUUAAUGGAUGUCAACCAAGUUUGUUCAAAUAAGAGCCCUGGGGUCAAAAUUGGCCCUGCCCCGGGGGUCAUUGAUUUUCCUUAUAUGUGUAUAGCAAAAACUUAAAAAAUCUUCUUUGAAAAAACCCAAAUAGCUAGAGUUUAGAUACUAAGCAUGAAACAUCUUCUAGUGAGUGUCUACCAAGUUUGUUCAAAUAAAAGCCCUGGGGUCAAAAUUGGCCCCGCCCCAGGGGUCAUUGAUUUUCCUUAUAUGUGUAUAACAAAAACUUAAAAAAUCUUCUUUGAAAAAACUCAAAUGGCUAGAGUUUAGAUAUUAAGCACGAAGCAUCUUCUAGUGAGUGUUCAAAUAAAAGCCCUGGGGUCAAAAUUGGCCCCGCCCCAGGGGACAUUGAUUUUCCUUAUAUGAGCCGCGUCACGACAAAACCAACAUAAUGGGUUUGCGACCAGCAUGGAUCCAGACCAGCCUGUGCAUUCGCGCAGUCUGAUCAGGAUCCAUGCUGUGCGCUUACAGACCCUAUAACAAGUAAAGAAACUGCUAGCGAACAGCAUGGAUCGUGAUCAGACUGCGUGGAUGCGCAGGCUUAUCUGGAUAAAUGCUGGUCGCAAACCCACUAUGUUGGUUUUGUCAUGACGCGGCUCAUAUGUGCCCUGGGGGUCAUUGAUUUUGUUAUAAGUGUAUAGCAAAAACUUAAAAAAUCUUCUUUUAAAGAACCCAAAGAGCUAGAGUUUAGAUAUUAAGCAUGAAACAUCUUCUAGUGAGUGUCUACAAAGUUUGUUCAAAUAAAAGUCCUGGGGUCAAAAUUGGCCCCACCCGGGGAUCAUUGAUUUUCCUUAUAUGUAUAUAGCAAAAACUUAAAAAUCUUUUUUCGAAAAAUCCGAAUAGCUAGAGUUCAGAUAUUAAGCAUGAAACAUUUUCUAGUAAGUGUCUACAAAGAUUGUUCAAAUAAAAGCCCUUGGGUCCAAACUGGCCCUGCCCCAGGUGUGUCAUUGUUUUUAACUAUAUGUUUAAAGAAAAAACUUGACCAGCUAGACCUUAGAUGUUUAGCAUGAAACAUCUUCUAAUGGGUGUCUACCAAGUUUGUUCAAAUAAAAGCCCUGGGGUUUAAACUGGCCCUGCUACGGGGGCCUAUAUACAGGUGAGCGACUUCAGGGCCAUCAUGGCCCUCUUGUUUUAGAUAUUAGAUAAUUCUAUGGAAUUAAUAAAUGAUUUUGCAUUAUUUUAAGAUAAUUCUAUGGAUUAAAAAAUUGUUACAUUUUUCAAUACAAUUACUAUAAAUUGUUGACAAAUUUCAAGUAAUAUUUUGAUGUAAUGUCACUCAGAUUUUCACCAUUUACUUGUUAUUUAUUUGUAUGUUAAUCCUUUAUUACCUUACAGUAAUUUUGUAUAUGUGGAAAAAGAGGUAGUGGUUAAGGAAAAUUUGUUCUGUUAAAUAGAAUCCUUGCAUCACUAAAUAUCUUAAAGGGACUUGACCAUCUGUCAAUCUGGGCAAAAAUUCUUAUCAUAUUCAGAGGAAAUUUCAAAAUUUAAACUGACUGAAUAGUGACAUUAUGGAUAUGCCGGUUGAUCUUAGUCUGCACUGGUUGCUAGGGUAUAAUCUCAUUAUACCAGCAUGCUUAUUGAGUUAACAUUGCCAUUUAUUUUUGUGUGCAAUCUAUGUCUGUUUAUUUUGUUUAUUUAGAUUAAUUAUAAGUGCCAUAGAUAUUUUUUGAUGAUUAAAAUUGGGCGCAAAAUAUAAGUCAUGCUUCACAUUUGCUGUACAAUUCUUUUAUUUGAUGUUUUCAUUUGUUUUUUUUAUUACUUAUUUGUUCACCUUUUGUUUAUUUUUGCUCUUUUUUAUUUGAUUGUUUAUUUUUGUUCUGUUCUGUAAAUUCUAUGAUAAUUUUAUGUGUUUUACAUGGACUUGUACUAUUAAUUUUGUCUACUACUUUGUUAUAAUUAUUUCAGUGCAUGGAAUCACAUGACCUGAAAUUGUUGAACUAAAAAAGAAAGUAAGUAAUCUUUACCAUGAUAUAUAAACACUUUCAUCUAUUUUAUUGUGAACAUUUAUAACUGCUCAUUGUGAAUGCCAUGAAUACCAGUAUUAAAAUGACAACAACAAAAAAUAAUGAAAAGAAAAUUCCUGAGAAUAUAAAGUUUUAAUUUUUUUCAUAGAUCUACUAGAAAUAUAAUGCCAAAGACAAGAAAUAUACCCAAAAAUAAAAUUGAAAAUCAAAUUUUUGUGCUAUUCCUAGCCCGAUUUGAAUGGACAUUUACACAAUUGGAAUAAUUAUUUUUAAACACAGAGUGAGCAAUUGAUUUGAAAUUGUGCUCACAAUGUUAUUGGUCAUGUCCCAGAUCAAAUGGAACAUUAAUCUCGAAAAAUUAUUUCCAGUCCAGUCAUGUCAAAAAACUUAAGUUGAGUCCCUUUAAGUCAAGUUUUGUAGCAUAACUUCAAAUGGUACAUACAUGUUGUUGAAAGGUACAUGACUUUACAACAUUAACUGCUGAUGCCAUCACCCGCUAGCUUUUUGGUGCUCAAGCUUUUUAUGACAUUCCAAAGGCAUGUUUAACAUUGAAAUAGAAGAUUUCGCAUGGAAGAGUUAAAAAUGCAAACUUAGUAAAAAUUUUGCUUAAAAAAUUUAUGUGUGCAAAAGUAAUAUUUUGUAAAUUAUUUUAGGUUGUGCCAUUCUUCACACUGAUGAUUUAUUGCAUUGUAAAACAAGAUUAGUUUUUUGAAACUGAUUAUAGGAAAAUUACAACAUACUUCAUUGAUUAUAUUGAUCUAAAGCAAUUAAACACAAGGUUGUAGUAUUUAUGUUAACUGAUAAAGAAAUUAGUUCUUUAGUUUUUAUGUUUAAAUAAAAAGUACGGAGCUAUUA